Messenger RNA from Oncorhynchus kisutch (coho salmon), 1856 nucleotides. RefSeq names its product transmembrane protein 231 (gene tmem231). The record is from RefSeq and is a predicted model, not a curated record. Lineage: Eukaryota; Metazoa; Chordata; Actinopteri; Salmoniformes; Salmonidae. Gene Ontology annotation, cellular component: ciliary membrane; ciliary transition zone. Gene Ontology annotation, biological process: regulation of protein localization; cilium assembly. The transcript is spliced from 6 exons. The coding region runs from base 391 to 1449 and encodes 352 amino acids.
UUGGAAAUGACAGCCCGUGGUCUAUCUUGAUUUAGUUGUAAAAAGUCUUUGGUACAACAAGGAUUUGUUGCCAGGAAAUCAGCCGCUGCAGCCAUGGUAACCUCUGAACGCUAAACAACGGGAAGUAGUUUUAAGCUAGCAAGACAAAGUGGCGCGACUUUUUGGAGAAUUCGAUUCGAAGUCAAUAACAAUUUCCUGGAAGGACCUCCUAAACGUGAUACUGCCAACUGUUUUUCUAGAGCUGACUUGUGCUUUUGAAUUUAGCUACUAGCUGGUUACAAGCCCUAUAUUUCUGUUGGAACGCCACGACCUCUCUCUUGCAAAGUAACCACAUUAGCCUUGUAGCUACUACUAACUCUAGCCAACACCCCUUGCUAAAAACUAUUCGUCAUGGCUUUUUAUGAAGUCUAUUCUCACCCUGCUUCAAUUAGAUACAAAACAAGCGUUUGCACCAAAGCCACGUUGUUUCUUGGUAUUGUCUUGUGUCUCACCUACAUCCCACCCCUCCUGGUUGCUUACAGGAGCCAAGGGUUCUGGGUAAAGAGGAGUACAUAUGAAGAGCAACCUGUUGUUCGGUUCCAGUACCAGGUUCUGAUAAUUGCAGCAACAAGCACUAGUGGUGACUAUGUUGCGUGGAGCACCUUUCCCAAUUUUAAUAACAUGCAAGGGACUAACCUCAGAAUUCCAUCUAUCUCGGUGCGAGAGGAAGACCAGAAUCAGGAUGGGAAGUUGGACCGUUUGAAAUUCCGACUUGACCUUCCCCUUCGGUCUGAUGAACAAGUGUACAGCAUCCAGCUACUACUCACCUUCUCCUACCAGCUGUUUGUAUGUCAUCACCCCCCUCAUUCAGUCCGACACAAUGUCCAAUGCAUUCACUACAUCCAUACAGUUCCUCUCACUACUACAGUCUCUUUUUGUAUUUCACUUCCAUCUGUCUCUCUUCCCUCUUUGCAGAGAAUGUCCACUGUGGUGAUGCAGACACUGGCCUUUGUGCAGCAUUCCUCCUCAGUUCCUGGCUCUCAGCUCUUCAUCAGUGGAGAUCUGCGGCUCCAGCAGAGAACCCCACUUCCACACCGUGGUCUACACACUGUAUACAAUGUAUCAGUAAUUGAUGGAGCAAGUCCGUUUGCAAGCGCAUAUGAUCUUGCCAACGUCAUUGGAUCCUAUCAGGAUAGAAACUUGACAACGUUUCUGUCCUGUCCAAGUCCAGUAUGGACUGUGGGUCGAGCUGCUGGUACUCCCUUCCAGAUAAAUGCUGACGUCCGCUACCCAGUGGAGGUUGUCAGCUAUCGGCCUGGGUUCUGGGAGAUGAUCAAAUUUGCCUGGAUCCAGUAUGUCAGUGUGUUGCUUAUCUUCCUCUGGGUUUUCAACAGGAUUCAGACCUUUGUUUUCCAGAAUCAGGUGCUGCCGACUGUACCUAUACCACUCUUGAAACAGCACCACUUUUGAUUCAGUGAAAAUGUUCACCUCCCAUACUCAGGUACUGUGGAGGGAGGAGGCCACAUCACCAAACAACUUACAUUACAAUGGCCAAAUGUUCAGAAGAUCAAUACAAACACACACAGGAUACAGUAUUUUCCUUGCCUUUACAUAUACAUUUACUUAAACAUCACUAGUACACAUCGCUACACACAAGGCAUUCAAAUAUUUAUCUUCAUCGGUCCGUGCUACUGAAUGAACUGUUAUGGAGUGAUUGAUUUUCAGUUAGCUAUGUUAGCUGGUGCUGUGUAAAUGUUGAAAACAGAUUUGUGAUUCUUUGUGAAUGUGGAAAAGAAAUGUCUAGUUUUUUUUAUGAAUCAGUUUUUAUUUUGUACAUAGCUCUUGGCACUGUUAAUAAAGCAGUGGUGGAAAAAGUA